CCUGGCAGUAGUUCCAUUUUACAUUCUAUUAUUUAUACAUGGGUGGCUGUUUCUCCUCUCUUCCCGGUCUUGACGAUCCUGAGGUUGGCAAGCCUCACACUUUCAAGAUAAAGAAGUCACAGGCUAGCCCUGAUUCCAGAAACUUCGAAGUUUUCAACGAGGACGACGAACACUGGCUUUUGAUCAAGUCGGAUAGCGACUUCAGUGAUCCUACUCCCAAUUUCUCUCUUGUCAACAAGGAGCGUGAACACGUUCUUGGUAAGUGUGAAAUUGGUGUGGAAAACGUCGUCUGCGCCAAGGAUGUCGAUUGGGACGGUUCUGACGAUUCAAAGAGCGACGAGUCAAAGGACUCAAUGUUCGACUUUGACGAGAGUGAGCUUAAGGUGAAGCUUCGUUGGAAGAUCAAGCGUUCUGCUAAGUUCUCCGAUGAGGAUGGCCGAGAGUUCGCCACUGUCGGCUUACAAAUGAAGGGCCUCUCUAAGUGUGAGGUCGAGAUUGACGAGGAAAAAGAUAAGGAGAACGACGAGGACUGGGAUGCUACUGCUAAGGUCAAGGAGGUUACCUAUACUCUGUCUAUUGACGGUAAAGACUAUGACGUGAGUGUUGAGAGGGGUAACUGGGAGCACUGGGAUCGCAAGUGGAAGGUUGAUAACAUGUUCGAGGUGGAGUACAAGCAGAAUGAUGGUGCUGAUGAGGUCAUUGUCAAGACCACUGAUCUUGAGGGCAACCCAGGACAUGAUCUCCUCAUCGCCUUCGCUAUGAGUGAGUUCAUGCAUCCUUGCCGUCAACUCACCAAGCUCAAUCAAGCGGCUGUCCAGAUUGGAAAGAAGGCUAUGAUGGAGCAUCGUAAAUAGGCGUGUAACGGCUAGUCGGUGAUUCUCAUUAGUCAUUGUAACCGGUUUCGGCCUUUCCAUCAGCGUUGACGUAGCAGGUUUCCUUCGCUUCGCGAUAUUCCAAUAAGAGUAACUAACAUAAACAUUAUUUACGUUCCUAACAGUGUAAUCACUAGGUUUUG
Molecule: messenger RNA, 1015 nt
Organism: Perkinsus marinus ATCC 50983
Lineage: Eukaryota; Perkinsozoa; Perkinsida; Perkinsidae
Exons: 6
Coding region: 39-854 (271 amino acids)
Source: RefSeq, a predicted model, not a curated record